UUCCUCCACGAAGGUCUCAAACAUCUCUGCCAAUCCCAGCAGCAAAGUUCAAAGGUCGCCUCUGGGAGUUUUAUAACCUUGUCAGGCCGAGGAAAGGUUUUGCUUCGUGCAGAGCGUGCACCAUGGAGGUCCUCUUCCAGAUGCUCUUCUCGCCGCUGCCCACGCCAGCCAUCGUCUCGCUGUUUGUGGUGGCGGCCGCGACCCUGUUCUACCUCAACACCAGGCCCGCCCCCAUAAGGUCCCCUGCCGACCUGGAGUGCCAGACCGUGGGCAUCAAGGAUGGAGCCAGGAAGAUUGCCUUGCUCAAGGACAACAACAACCUGCUGGCUUAUUACUAUGGCGACGCCAAGACCAUCUAUGAGGUGUUUCAGAGGGGGAUGAGAGUUUCAGGUAACGGGCCGUGUUUGGGCUCCAGAAAAGCCGGCAGGCCGUAUCAGUGGCUCAGGUACAGACAGGUGUCGGACAGAGCGGAGCAUCUCGGCUCGGGGCUCCUUCAGAGGGGCUUGAAGGCCAACCCAAACACUUUCAUAGGCAUCUUCGCUCAGAACCGACCAGAAUGGAUUAUCAGUGAGCUGGCCUGUUACACCUACUCCAUGGUGGCGGUCCCCCUUUACGACACCCUGGGUCCCGAAGCGCUCGUCUUCAUUAUCGACCAAGCGGACAUUUCCACCGUGCUGUGUGACACUCAGAAAAAAGCAGAGGCUCUGCUGCAGAACUGUGAGAUAGGACAGACUCCAGUCCUGAAAACUGUCGUUGUCAUGGAUCCCUUCGACACGGACCUGGUCCAGCGAGGAGCCAAGUGUGGCGUUGACGUGUUGGCCAUGCAGGAUGUGGAGGCUGCUGGGAAAAGUGAUCUUCAAAAGCCAGUGUUUUCUGCCUUCAGAAAGUUUGGACCUGAGGCUCUUUAUUGCUCAAGGGUGUUCUAUUCACUGCAGCCACCCAAGCCAGAAGAUCUCGGCAUAGUUUGCUUCACCAGUGGAACUACAGGGAACCCCAAGGGGGCGAUGCUGACCCAUGAGAAUGUGGUUGCUGAUGCUGCUGGAGUUAUCCAAACUUUUGAGACAUCCAUUGUUCCCAAUACUGAGGAUGUUAGCAUCUCCUUCCUGCCGUUGGCGCACAUGUUUGAGAGGGUGGUGCAGACUGUCAUGUACGGCGCUGGAGCUCGAGUGGGAUUCUUCCAAGGGGACAUUAGACUUCUGCCUGACGACAUGAAAACUCUGCAGCCCACUAUUUUUCCCGUCGUGCCUCGACUUCUCAACCGCGUCUAUGACAAAGUGCAGAGCGGUGCCGUGUCCCCUUUCAAAAAAUGGCUGCUCAACUUUGCAGUGGAAAGAAAGCUGGCCGAGGUGCGGGAAGGCAUUGUGAGGAACAACAGCAUCUGGGACAAGCUCAUCUUCCACAAAGUGCAGGAGUCUCUGGGUGGACGGGUACGAGUCAUGGUGACGGGGGCGGCGCCCAUCUCUCCUUCUGUUCUGGACUUCCUCCGGGCCUCUCUCGGUUGUCAGAUCUUCGAGGCCUACGGCCAGACUGAAUGCACGGCCGGCUGCACCUUCACCAUGCCGGGAGACGCCACCUCAGGACACGUGGGGGUUCCUCUGCCGUGUAACGUGGUGAAACUGGUGGACGUGGAAGAGAUGAACUACUUUGCCUCCAAUGGUGAAGGCGAGGUGUGCAUCAAGGGUAACAACGUGUUCAAAGGCUACCUGAAGGACCCGGAGAAGACCGCUGAGGCUUUGGAUCAAGACGGCUGGCUCCACACUGGAGACAUUGGAAAAUGGCUGAAGACUGGAGUUCUGAAGGUUAUUGACCGCAAGAAGAACAUCUUCAAGCUGGCCCAGGGUGAAUAUAUCGCACCAGAGAAGAUUGAAAAUGUCUACGUGCGCAGCGCACCUGUGGCUCAGGUCUUUGUGCACGGAGACAGUCUACAGGCCUUCCUGGUCGCAGUUGUGGUUCCUGAUCCCGAGGUUUUGCCGAGUUUUGCCCAGAAUCUGGGCUGCCAGGGCUCCAUGGAAGAACUGUGCAGCAACAAGGAAGUGAAGAAGGCCGUUCUGUCCGACAUGAUCAAUCUGGGAAAAGAAGCAGGACUGAAGUCCUUUGAGCAGGUGAAGGCAGUCUACCUCCACCCGGACCAGUUCACCAUCGACAACGGCCUCUUGACCCCCACACUGAAAGCCAAGCGGGCCGAGCUCAAGGCUUUCUUCCGCAUGCAAAUUGACCAGCUCUAUGCGCAAUAAAAAGUCUUCAUGCA
Entelurus aequoreus (snake pipefish) is the source of this 2248-nucleotide messenger RNA. RefSeq names its product long-chain-fatty-acid--CoA ligase 5-like. Gene Ontology annotation, biological process: long-chain fatty acid metabolic process. The transcript is spliced from 22 exons. Gene Ontology annotation, cellular component: membrane; mitochondrion; endoplasmic reticulum. The coding region runs from base 123 to 2234 and encodes 703 amino acids. NCBI's taxonomy places the organism in Eukaryota, Metazoa, Chordata, Actinopteri, Syngnathiformes, Syngnathidae. The record is from RefSeq and is a predicted model, not a curated record. Gene Ontology annotation, molecular function: arachidonate-CoA ligase activity.